Molecule: messenger RNA, 1122 nt
Organism: Carlito syrichta (Philippine tarsier)
Lineage: Eukaryota; Metazoa; Chordata; Mammalia; Primates; Tarsiidae
Gene: EME2
Product: essential meiotic structure-specific endonuclease subunit 2
Exons: 8
Coding region: 1-1122 (373 amino acids)
Biological process (GO): resolution of meiotic recombination intermediates; replication fork processing; mitotic intra-S DNA damage checkpoint signaling
Cellular component (GO): nucleus; Holliday junction resolvase complex
Molecular function (GO): DNA binding; nuclease activity
Source: RefSeq, a predicted model, not a curated record
AUGGCGCGGGUGGGACCCGGGAGGGCCGGGGCCUCGCGCCGGAGCUGGAGCGGCCGGCGGCGGCCCCCAACCUGGGAGAUCUCGGAUUCGGACGCCGAGGGCCCCGCCGGCGCGGAGGCGUCCACGAGAGCCCGGGACCCGGCGGAGGAGCGCAGGGUGGCGGCCGAGCCGUUGCGGCCGCUGCGGCCAGAGCAAGCCCUGAGGCGCCUCGCGGUGCGCGUGGACCCAGCCAUCCUGGAAGACGCUGGUGCCGACAUCCUGCUGGAGGCCCUGGAGGCCCUGGGCUGUGAGUGUCACAUCGAGCCCCAGUGCCCGGCCUGCAGCAUCCAGUGGAGCGGCGUGAGGCUCGACCCCUGCCCCCGCAGCGUACCCCCGGAGCUUUGGGCUGCAGAUGAACAGGAACUGCUUCUGCUUCUGGAGCCUGAAGAGUUUUUGCAGGGUGUCGCCAAGCUGGCCCAGGUCUCUGACCCAGCCUGCUCAGUGCCCUGGAUUUCUCCGCAGAUCUCUGCCCGACUCCACUUGGCCAUCAUUGGACUUGACACCUACCUAUGGUCUCGCCAGCCCACCACCCAGGGAACACAGCAGCCGGGGAGUCCAGAGGUAGCUGGUGCCAAGGUGACUGUCGGCUGGCCAGAGGUGGAGGAGGCCCUGGUGCUCCUACAGCUCUGGGCGGAUGUGGACGUGCUGCUGGUAGCCUCCUGGCAGGAGCUGAGUCAGCAUGUGUGCAGUGUCACCAGAGCGCUGGCCCAGCGCCCCUUCAAGCAGCACCGGGAGUCCCAGGCCUUCUCCUUCUGCACAAAGGGGCGUUGGGCCUCAGGCAAGCCAGCAGCAAGAGACGGCCUGGGGCUGCGGGAGGCCUGGUGGAGGCAGAUCCAGCAGUUCAAUCGGGUCAGCCCCGCCAUGGCCGAUGCCAUCGUCACGGCCUUCCCCUCGCCUCGCCUUCUGCAGCAGGCACUCACGGCCUGCAGCACUGAGCAAGAGCGCCUGGGCCUCCUGGCUGACCUCCCUGUGAAGGCCGGCGAGGGCAGGCGGCCCCGCAGGGUGGGGCCUGACCUUUCCCGCCGUAUCUGCCUCUUCUUGGCCACCACCAACCCCGACCUGCUGCUGGACCUGAGCUCCUGA